Loxodonta africana (African savanna elephant) is the source of this 17029-nucleotide messenger RNA. RefSeq names its product XK related X-linked (gene XKRX). The transcript has 3 exons. Gene Ontology annotation, cellular component: membrane. Bases 1138 to 2487 code for a protein of 449 amino acids. The record is from RefSeq and is a predicted model, not a curated record. Lineage: Eukaryota; Metazoa; Chordata; Mammalia; Proboscidea; Elephantidae.
UAGUUAGGAAGUUAGGGAGGGUGGGGUAGGAGUGGGAGCCUGCUGCUCUUGGGGAAGAGGAGCGCUGAGGUUCUCUCCAGGGUCAGGGGGUCGUGGUGAGAAGUGCUUCUGAGGAGUGGCCCAAGCCCCUUUUUGUCGCGCCUCUUUUCUUGGAGCAUCCUUUGGUUGGCUGCCCUGGAACUGUCAGGCUGGUUUUGUUUGGCCCCAGCUGUCCCUGCCUUCUCGCCCAACCCUGCCAUCCCGGUGCCUUAGUUCCUGAAGCGGCCUCUUGUGGCUGGAACCGCGGGCCAGGCAGGACCCCGGCAGCAGACGGUGCUCAACAGUUCGGGUUCAUCUGCCCAGCCGGGUUUGCACCCCGCAUGUUGUCACUCUCACUGACAAAGUUUCUCUGUGGAAAAGAAGCCUUGCCUAGAUCCUGGAGCUCUCGAGCGCUCUGCCUCUCCCUUUCUGCGCUUGGGGACGCGGUUGUGGCACUGCUCCUGCCCCGGACCUGGCUGCUCGGGGGCGGGGCUUGGGGGAACUCGAGCACCUUUAAGGAUAGCCCUCGACUCCGCGUGGAUCCUGAGUGAGCGCUGGCGACCUGGGAGCGAGCAAAUAGCCGCAGCCUAGCUGGAGUCCCUCGGCACUGAACUGAAUCCUCGGAGGGACGCUAACCCCGCACCCUCUUCUGCCCUGGCUCCGUUCUCGGCUUACUUGAGAGCGCACACUGGUCAGGACUCCUCGCGUGGAGGUCUUGAACGUCGGUGCCCCCACAGAGCGGCCACCCACCUGCCGUGGGGAGCUGUUUCCAUGGUUCUUUCCCGCGUGCCUGGAAUUGGCCUCCGGCCUGAGCGCUGGGAUGCUUGCUUUUGCUUUGUCCAAGUUUCACAGCACGUAUGUUGACGAUUGGAAUCCUGAGCCAAUCAAGAGUCAAGCUCAGAGUGGUACUCCAGGGCUCUCUGUUCUAGACUCCAACAAGUCUAAUUUGAGACUAGAAGAGAGGGGUCUCCUGCUCCGAUCAGUCGAUCUCCGUUCCAGAAGUGGACUUGACUGAGCUCUCCUCACUGACACUUGGGCUGCAGCAGCUACAGGGUGCUCUUGAGUGGAGGGGGGGGCGUGUGCUCUGAAGACCAGACCCCAACACUCAGAACCUCGAGGAUGGACAGAGUUUACGAAAUUCCUGAGGAGCCAAAUGUGGAUCAGGUUUCACCUCUGGAGGAAAAUGUCAUCCGUGGGGCCAACCCGCGCUUCACCUUCCCAUUUGGCAUCCUCUUCUCCACAUUUCUGUACUGUGGGGAGGCUGCAUCUGCCUUGUAUAUGGUUAGAAUUUAUCGAAAGAAUAAUGAAACCUACUGGAUGGCAUACACCUUUUCCUUCUUUAUGUUUUCAUCCAUUAUGGUACAGUUGACUCUCAUUUUUGUCCACAGAGAUCUGGCUAAAGAUAAGCCUCUGUCGUUGUUUAUGCAUCUAAUCCUCUUGGGACCUGUUAUGAGAUGUUUGGAGGCCAUGAUUAAGUACCUCACACUGUGGAAGAAAGAGGGGCAAGAGGAGCCCUAUGUCAGCCUCACCCGAAAGAAGAUGCUAAUAAAUGGCGAGGAGGUGCUGAUAGAAUGGGAGGUGGGCCACUCCAUCCGGACUCUGGCUAUGCACCGCAAUGCCUACAAGCGUAUGUCACAGAUCCAAGCCUUCCUGGGCUCAGUGCCCCAGCUGACCUAUCAGCUCUAUGUCACUCUGAUCUCUGCAGAGGUCCCCCUGGGUAGAGCUGUGCUAAUGGUCUUUUCCCUGAUAUCUGUCACCUAUGGGGCUACCCUCUGCAAUAUGUUGGCUAUCCAGAUCAAGUACGAUGAAUACAAGAUUCGCCUUGGGCCACUGGAAGUCCUCUGCAUCACCAUCUGGAGGUCAUUGGAGAUCACUUCCCGCCUAGUGAUUCUGGUGCUCUUCUCGGCCACCUUGAAAUUGAAGGCUGUACCCUUUUUAUUACUGAACUUCCUGAUCAUCCUCUUUGAGCCUUGGGUUAAGUUCUGGAGGAGUGGUGCCCAGAUGCCCAGUAACAUUGAGAAAAAUUUCAGCCGGGUAGGCACCCUGGUGGUGCUGAUUUCAGUCACUGUUCUCUAUGCUGGCAUCAACUUCUCUUGCUGGUCAGCCAUGCAGCUGAGGUUGGCAGACAGGGAACUUAUUGACAAGGGUCAGAACUGGGGACAUAUGGGCCUACACUAUAGUGUGAGGUUGGUGGAGAAUGUGAUAAUGGUUUUGGUUUUUAAGUUCUUUGGAGUGAAAGUAUUACUGAAUUACUGUCAUUCCCUAAUUGCCUUGCAGCUCAUUAUUGCUUAUCUAAUUUCCAUUGGCUUCAUGCUCCUUUUCUUCCAGUACUUGCAUCCAUUGCGCUCACUCUUCACCCACAAUGUAGUGGACUACCUCCACUGUGUCUGCUGCCACCGACCCCCUCAGGGCAGGCCUGAGAUCUUGGAGCCAUCCUUUGAGCCUGAAGCAAGGCAAAGCAUUGUCUGAUUCUACUCUUCUGGGUAUUUGGGGGUGGGUUGGGGGCUUCUAGGAACAGCUGUAAAAUCUAAGGGAAGAAUAAGGUUCAUGGGUGAGUACCCACCAGGAUAUUUUCUUGAGUUUCCUGGUAAGCCCAUCAGAGGAAAAAAUAGCCUCCAAGUAAGUUUUAUCUCCUUAAGACUGCUAUGCUUGGUCAUAAUGAAUAUCCACUAUAUAGUUGGAGGCGUCAGAGAUACUGUUCACCACAUCCCUGCAACCCCCUUCAGCUGUCUGGCUGCCCUGUGGAAUAAUUAUCUGCAAGCACCUUAGACUCACUAUAACUUUCCAGCUCUACUCAUUUGCUUGAGACAUUACUGAACUUUUCCGGCCUGAGCUGAAGGCCCAGAAUCCCACCAGAAUACAUCCUGACUGAUUAGAGGGUGUGACAGCUUACCAGCUGUGGGAACCUCACAGGGGCCGGUCUGACUCAUGUGGAACCGGCAACUGUGAGAGUGUCUGGGCCCUUUAAAUUCCAAAGAGAAGCUCUGCUAAGAGGAUGGCCCCCAUUAUUAAAAGAGCUUCUCCCCAAAUGAGUUAACUCUCCAAUACGAUUUUAGCAGUGGUCAUUCAGCAAGGACCUCUCCUUUCUGUGGCCCUUUAUAGGCACACUCUGGGGUGGGAGUGCUGAAUAGGAUUCCUUCAGGGCAGAAGCCAGAAUGACUCUUUUCUCAGGGACCUGCAUGAGCCUCCAGCUGGUCGAGUGGAGUGGUGGGGUGAAAUCUCUCACUUAGUGCCUCAACAACACGGAUUCCCUCCAACUCAGCUUUUGUUGUGCUCUUGAUAUUUUACUACUUGAUGUGGAUCUCAGAGAAGCUGAACCAUAAUUGCAAGCAUUUCUAACGUGUGGAAGAAAUGAAGACUGCCUUGUAUCUGCUACUGUCUUCAGUAUUUUAUUGUGUGUGUGUGUGUGUUUUAGGGGAGAGAGAAAGUAAAAAUGGUUGGGUCAUCGCCUUCAUGUUGUUUGGGUUUAGAAUGGGUGGCUAAUACUCUCAGGUAUAAUAAAUGAAGAGGAGGGAGAUCAGCCCACAUUAAAUCACAUUGAUUCUGGCUUCUGCCUACAGGAUUUUACUUUCUAACAAGGAGCCUAUGUUUGUCAACCCUCUGCUCAUUCAAUCACACAUUCCCAGUGAAUGAAUGUAGGUCUCCCUUUCCCAUGUAUCUUGAUGUUCAGCUUUCAUAUUAGCAAUGCAUUUUGAUGGGAAUAUCAGCUGGAUUCUUAUAAGAUAACGAAGGGAUCGAACUUACUAUGGCCACUGCCUGUUGGGACCGAGGGUCUCAGCCUUUACCUAAUGCUUGUCCUUCACAGAAUGGGCAAGUGAGAAGAACUCCGAGUAGCAUGCUCCAUUUGUGGCCACCACAAUGCUGCAAGAAAUUGUGACCAAGCUGACGUGGGCUUCCCACCCCAUCCAGCUUUUUUUUAAAUAUAUAUAAUUUAUUUUAUUUUUUGUUGUUGAGAAUACAUACAGCAGAACAUACACCAAUUCGAUGAUUUCUACAUGUACAAUUCAGUGACAUUGAUUAUAUUCUUAAAGUGGUGCAACCAUUCUCACCCUCCUUUUCUGAAUGUUUCCUCCCCCGUCAACAUAGACUCACUGCCCCUAAGUUUCCUGUCUACUCUUUCAAGUUGCUGUUGUCAGUUUGAUCCCAAAGAGCUAGAUCUUGAAAGAGCAUAAUGCUCAAGACAGACAUUAUUUACUAGUUAAGCUAAACUAUUGUUUGGUUUUAAGAAGACUUCAGGAGAUAUUUUUGGUUUAAGGAUUAAAGAUUAUCUCAGGGCUAUAGUUUUGGGGGUUCAUCCAGCCUCCCUGGCUCCAGGAAACCUGGAUUCCGUGAGAAUUUGAAAUCUACUCCCAUCCAGUUUUACUCUCAGGAUGACGCUAAGAAUUGAUCUUUCUCCGUUUCCCCCUCUCUUAUCCAGUGUCAGUACACUAUGUUGGGGGAACACUCUCUUCGAAGUAGAAGGGUUGUUGGCCAAGUUUGUCCUAUUUCCUGGCAUGUCUAGUGCGGUUUUCCCAUCCUCAGCCACUGUUUGGGGCCUAAAGGACUGGAUACUUAAUUUGGGGGAGAAUGAUGUGACUUGCUUUGGAGAAGGGGAGAUUUCUUUUCUCAACCCUAGCUCCCUCAUUCCAUUUUUCAUGAUGAAGAAGAGACUUAGGUUGUUGUCAUAAAAUGCCCACACUGUUGUGUUCUGACUGUAUUAUUCAAGGUGAAUUUGAAAAAAUAAUCUAUUAGAACAAAUUGCCUCUUUGGAAUUCAAGCAAGAAUUUCUCCCCAAUGGUCAACAUGACCUCAAUUAAGAGCAGGAGCAGUGUAGAACUAUAAUUAUGUCCAUAAAAGCCAUGUGACUCAGCUACUUAAGGGGCGAGUGCUAUGGAAACAUAGAGAGAAAGAGAGACACUAACUGAAGCAGGCAGGCUAAUUAGAGCUAGAGUAGAGAGGUACAAGGCAGAAAAGGGUACCUCAGUACUGGACCAGGCAUAUUUUCUCCCACGUAUCCUCACCAAUCUCAGUGACUUAACUUCCUGGGAAUGCAAGGAGUUUAGAGAGAAGGGUGUGGAGCAGCUUCUGACCUGAAAAACCUGCUGUCCUCAUCCAAGGACAAGAGACUAGUGAUGCAUCAUGCAAAUGAGCCCUCAGAACCUCCUUUCUGUUCCACAGAAUCUUCCAGAUACACAGGAGAAGAAGGGUUUGUGGAAUAUGGUAGUGGGGCAGAGGAAGCACCCUCCUUCCAUCUGAAAAUGCUUCUUUAAUCUACGGUUUCUCUUUUUCUCUCUGAACUUUUAAAGCAACACAGGGUACUUGUGUAGGGGGAAGUCUUACUGAGUGGGAGAGGAGGCAGAGAAGGGGCCAGCAAAUGGGAAAGGGGUACUGGAAAAGGAAUCAGUAAGAUUGGGGAAAAGAACUAAGCCAUUGUGACAACAGCUGAGACACUAUUCUUAAAUUGGUGGGAACUGGCCUAGGUAUGGGCAACCCAUUGCUGUUAAGUUGAUUCCAACUCAUAGCGAUCCUAUAUGACAGAGUAGAACUGCCCCAUAGGGUUUCCAAGAAGCAGCUGGUGGAUUUGAACUGCUGACCUUUUGGUUAGCAGCCAACCUCUUAACCAGGGUACCCUGGUGGCGCAGUGGUUAAAGAGUUCAGAUGCUAACCAAAAGGUCAGCAGUUCAAAUCCACCAGCUGCUCCUUGGAAGCCCUACGAGGCAGUUCUACUCUGUCCUAUAGGAUUGCUAUGAGUCAGAAUUGACUUGAUGGCAAUGGGUUUGGUUUUUUGGUAGGUACAGGCAAAUUAACAUGUUAGGGAAAUGUGUUAAAUAAACUAAUGGUUGUCAAUUUCAUUCACUCCACACAUUAAAGACUAUGGGCGUAGAAUUGUGAGGCACCAUGGAAGAAAGAUAUAAUAGCUAAUAUUUAGAAGCACUUACUAUAUGCCUGGCAUGGCACUAAGUACUUCGUAUUCAUUAUCUCAUUCAAUCCUCACAACAACCCUUAUGAGGUGGGUACUGUUAUUAUGUCCCAUGUUACAAAUGAGAAUUCUAAGGCAUAGAAAGUUAAGUGAUCUGCUCAACAUCACAACUACUGCGAGAGCCAAGAUUUAGACUCCAGAGAUUACACUCUUAAUCCUGACACAAGCCUCUAAGUCCUCUUAGACACUUUGUGAAAUGAUUUAAUAUGUUAGUGGUUUCAGGAACAUUUUCUGCUCUGUGGGUGGGUUCAUAACUUUCUUUUCUACAAAUAUUUCUUAUCGAGGGCACCACUCAAUUCACUCUAGAGAGAGAGGUGUCAAAUCCUAAAAAGCCUGGAAUGAAAACCGGGUAUGUGCUUACAUGUACUUGUAGGUUGCUGCUGAGCAUGUGUGAGGUGUAGGAGGGUUGGGACGUGGGAAGAAGGAUGGUAGAGAAGCCUGUUUCAUUUCUAGUUUCAGAACUUUGUGUCCUGUAUGCUCUUAAACACUCACCUUCCAAACCCUUGUGGUGGGAAGAAAACUGGAGGGAACAAUUCUAACUCAGGUUUGUAUGAACUCUGACCCCAGAAACAACCAAUCAGAACAGGACAGUGCUGAAGCCCAUUCUUUUUCACUUCCUCUGACAGCACUGCUCUUACUCCCAUUGAGAAGGUGGCUGCCAGUUCUAGAAUAAGCUAGGGAUUGUGGACAGUGGAGAAUCAUGUUUCUCCAUCAGCUAUCACACUCCUGAGAGCCUAGGCCAACCCUCAGUGCUCUAUCAGCCAUCCUUCUCACACCCGCAGCUCACCAGGUCACAGUCCUUAACAUUACAGAGUUUACUGCUACUUCCUGGGGUGAGGUUGAGGGAUGGGUCGCUGUAGGGUAGGGUACUCACCAGCAUAUUCCAUGUAAAUCCAUGGGCUUCUGUCUCUAAGAAAUUCUUUAGUACAAAAGCAAUUGACUCUGGAUCAGAGCCAAAAUAUUUACCUACCCAAGUAUGGGGACCCUAGUUCCCUGAAGCUUUUGCUAUUGGGCUUUACCAUCUUCAGGGGACACUUAUGCCCAUAAUUUUAUACCUUUCUUCCUGAAGGACUGGGACCAUCAGUCACAGAGCUUCUGGAGGGUACAGUGAAAGUAUGUUAUGGGCCUUGAUGAUAAAGCAUAUACCAUGUGAAAAUGGGAAGUAGCAAGGCCAAUGUGUGCUGUUAAAGACCAUAAUGAGAUCUGAGAAGUAAGAGUGAAAAUACUUUUCCAUGUACGAAAAUAACGUUGGAACUCCACUUUAUAAUAUCCAAGGCACAUUUACAUACAUGAGCUCAGUUAUUGAUGCAUCAUUGCUAGGACAAGACCCUGUGGAUUGGCAUUGUUCUAACCUUCAAUUCAUCAAACAUUAAUAAGCGCUUAUUUUGUGCCAGUAAAACCUGUAUGGACAUCUCAAAGUGCUAGAUAGCUGCUGAAGGCCUCAAAAAUGAACCCCAAAAUUACCUAGUGUAAGUGAGGUUGGAGACAAACAGGCACUCUCAUACAUCAUUGGUAUGAGUGUAAAAACAGGCAUAUGUUUUUGGAGGGCGAUUUAUCAGCAUUUAUCAAAAUUAAGUGGGCAUACUUUUUUGUCUCAGAAUUUUAACUUCCAGGAAUUUGUAUUAUAGAAACAUAGCCCUCAAGUAAGUAUCGAAACAGCCACAAGUGUGCAAAGAGAUUUGUACAGGGAUGUUCAUUGCAGCACUGUUUAUAAUGGUGAAAAAUCAGUAACAAUUUAAAUUUCCAUCUAUGGCGAAAUGAAGAGCCCUGGUGGCACAGUCAUUAAGAGCUUGACUGUUAACCAAAAGGUCGGCAGUUCGAAUCCACCAACCGCUCCUUAGAAACCCUAUGGGGCAAUUCUACUUUGUCCUGUAGAGUCACUAUGAGUUAGAAUUGACUUGAGGGCAAUGAUUAAAUUCUGGCAAUUCCAUAAUUGGAAUACUGUCCAACCAUUAAGAAUGGGGGUAGAUUCAUAUAACACGUACUAUGUGAAAAGAACGGAAACAAUGGUGGCAUAGUGGUUAAGUGCUAUGGCUGCUAAUCAAAGGGUCAGCAGUUUGAAUCUGCCAGGUGCUCCUUGGAAGCUCUAUGGGGCAGUUCUACUCUGUCCUAUAGGGUCACUAUGAGUCAGAAUUGACUCGACGGCACUGGGUUUGGUUUGGUUUUUGUUUAUGUGAGAAGAUGUGUGAUGAAAGCAAGUUGAAGAACAAAAGAUAUAGGAUGAGGUUAUGAAGAAUUACCCAAAAUUUGGAAACAAGGGUGCAGUAGGAAGAAUAAUGUCACCCCCCCGCAAGAUUCCAAGUCCUAAUCUUUGGAACCUGUGAAUAUGUUAUGCUAUAUACCAAAACCAAAUCCAGACCCAUUGACAUCAAAUCGAUUCCAACUCAUUGAGACCCUAUAGAACAGAGUAGAACUGCCCCAUAGGGUUUCCAAGGCUGUAAAUGUUUACAGAAGCAGACACUGUCACAUCUUUCUCCUGUGGAGCAGCUGGUGGGUUUGAACUGCCAACCUUCUGGUUAGCAGCCGAUCUCCUAACCACUCUAUCACCAGGGCUCCUGUUUGCUACAUAAACCAAAAAACCAAACCCACUGCCAUCGAGUGGAUUCCGACUCAUAACAACCCUAUAUAAAAAAAAAAAAAUUAAGGUUGCUAAUCUGUUGACAUUGAGAUGGGGAGGUUGUCCUGGAUUAUCUUGGUGGGCCUGAUAUAAUCACAAGAGUCCUUAUAACAGAGAAGGUGACGUGAAAACAGAGGCAGAGAGGUUUAAAGAUGCUACAUUGCUGGCUUUGACGAUGGAGGAAGGGGCCAUGAACCAAAGAAAGCAGUUUUAGACCCUGGAAAAAGCAAGAAAACAAAUUCUCCCCUAGAACGUCCAGAGGAAGUGUGACCCUGCUAACAUCUUUCUUUUGGCUCAGUGAAACUGAUUUCAGACUUCUGACUGCCAGAAAUAUAAAAGAAUACAUGUGUGUUGCUUGAAACCACCAAGUUUGGGGUAAUUUGGUACAACAGCAAUAGGAAACUGAUGUUUUAAUGUCAUGCUCAGAGCAUUUUCUAACAUAACCUGACACUCAAGGUCUGUUGUUGUGGUUAGUUGCCAUUGAUUCGACUCUGACUCGUGGCGACCCCAAGUAUGGAGAAAAGAACAGCUCCAUAGGGUUUUCAAGGCGUGACCUUUCAGAAGCAGAUCACCAGGCCUGUCUUCUAAGGUACCACUGCGUGUGUUCAAACUGCUAAACUUUCGGCUAGUAGUUGAGCACUAAACUUUUCAAUUGACUUUGUCAUCUUGUUGGUUUCCUCUUUGACGAGUUAAAUAAAACUUUGGCACAUGCUCACUUUAUUUGUAUGAGACUUUAAAAAAAUAUAUUUUGAGAAUCAUAGUUUAACACUGAUGCCAUUUUUGUAAAAAUAAAACUGAAACAAUAUGAGGGGUUGGGGGGUGGUGGAGGAAUUUGUUCCAUACUCUUGACAAGUAGUGGUUUUCUGGUUGGGGGUGUCUAGGGGAGAUUAUUGGGAAUUUCUCCUAUGUUAAGUAUUUUGCAAUAUUUGAACUUUGUAUAACUUGACAAGGUAUUCGCAAUAAAAAGUAUCUUACUUUUAAAAAUAAAAUAUGUAUGGAACAAUGAUUCACAUACAGCGCCUUCCUUCAACAAGUUUAUGAUCUGGCUAGAGAGAGAGACACGUACUGCUUACAACUAACUAGAAAUAUAAGGCAAGUUAUUCUAGGUGCCUUUGAAGGAGGGGAGCUAUCAUCUAUUGAGUGCUUACUAAAUACCAAGUUCUGCGUUGAGUCAUUUACAUAAUUUUCGUUUAUUGUCACAACAGCGCUGUGAGUUAGAUGCAUUUCUCAGAUAAAGAAGCCCAAUCAGAGAACUACUGCUUGUCAAGAGUAUGGAACAAAUUCCUCCAACCGCCUCCAACCCCUCAUAUUGUUGUUUCUGCUUUGUUUUUACAAAAAUGGGAUCAGUUUUAAACUAUGAUUCUCAAAAUGUUAAAAAAAAAAAAGUCUCAUACAAAUAGUGAGCAUGUGGCAAAGUUUUAUUUAACUCGUCAAAGAGGAAACCAACAAGAUGACAAAGUCAAUUGAAAAGAGGAUAUGAGAACUGGGGUUUUAUAGGUAAGCAAUGAAAAACAAAGGGAUGCUAAAUCAAGAUUGUUAAGUUAGAAUCAAAACUGGUUAACGGCCUGCAGGGCAAUAAAAAACAAAAUCUUGGUGUCUUUUUUAGGUGGACAGAAAAGGAUAUCAUUUCAUUUUGUCAGUUUUACCGAGUUGUAGAAUGAUUGGACUCUAAGCAAUUGUGCUAAAUCACAUUUUCUAGACCUAGAGACCCUGGGUGGUGCCAACAGUUUAGUGCUCAACUACUAGCCGAAAGGUGGGCAGUUUGAACACACGCAGAGGUACCUCAGAAGACAGGCCUGGCAAUCUGCUUCUGAAAGGUCACGCCUUGAAGACCCUAUGGAGCUGUUCUGUUCCGCAUACCUGGCUAAUCUUAGCCUGCUCCAUAUGGUUCCCUGCCCUCUACACACUCAUAUCCUUGGCUUUGGGCCCCAGUCCCUCCUUGCUGUCCUGAUCCAUUUAGCUUUGCUUCCCUUGUCUACCAACCUCUGCUGGCUUCACUUCACCCCAAUUCACUCUUCUCCCUUGUAUUGGCUAACUUGCCAAUGAGACAUUCUUCCCGCCAGCUUCAGUCCCACUGUACUCAAACCUGCUAGGCAAGCUGUCCUCUUCUAGCCAGGAGAGUGAGAUUGAACAGGUCUAGCCAGGUCAGGAAACUAAAACUUCAGUGGGAGUGGAGUGGAAGAAUCAUGUGCUUAGGGAGCUAAGCUAGGAAUUCAUCACCAGAGCAGAAAAGCAGGAACUUAAGUAAGAAUGAAGUUGAAAGCUAGAGUUUGGAGGAUGAGGAGGUAAAUACUAGAGCAAAUCUAAAGCCUAGGGGUGUGGCCUGGCCUGGAAACCAGUGGGGUGUUGGCUAGUGAGACAGGAAUGGAAGGAAUGCAAGUGCUUGCCUCUACUGAAUACUUCUGAGUGAGGUAGUUUCCAUGGGGUUUUAUUGCCCAGUCAUUAGAACUUGCUUCCACUUGGGCUUCCCUAAAAUACCUGGCAGUGUCAAGCAAUGAGAUAUAAGAAGCAAAGUGCUGUAGGAGGACUGAGGAAAGAGAGAUUCAAUUCCAACCAAAGAGCUCAGGAGACUUGCAUAGAAGAUAUGAAAUGUGAACUAAGCCCUGAAGGAUAAGUACGGUUUCCAUUGGUGGUGGGUGGUGAUGCAUUUUAGCAGAGGGGAAAUUAAAAACAAAGACACAGAGGUGUCACAGUCCAUGACAUAUGUUCACUGAACAGUAAGUAGUUACAGUGUAGCUGGAAUUGUGUGCAUCGGGGUGAGGAGCAAUAAGAGAUGAGACUGGAAAGUAGACUGGGAGAUGGGGGAACUCUGGAGAGCCUUAAAUGUAUCCUCAAUUCGAAUUUGUAAGCAAUGGAGGAAAAUAAAAAACUGAAACUUAUACAGUAAAAUCGAUGUUUUGGGAUAAUAUAUACUUCUAUGAAUUUUAACAGAUGUAUAGUUUUUUUUUUAUUUUAUAGAUUUGUGGAAAGGUCCUUGGGUGGCGUGAACGGUUUGCACUCGACUACUAACCUAAAGGUUGGUGGUUCAAAUCCACGGAGCCAAGAAAACUCUGUGGAGCACUUCUACUCUGUAAUGCAUGGGGUCACCAUGAGUCAGAAUAGACUCGGCAGCAACCUUUUUUGGUUUGUUUGUUUAAACAGAUUUGUGUAACCAUCACUACCAUCAACAUACAAUGCAAUUCCAAUACCGCAAAGAAUUCCCUCAUGCAUACCCUCUCUCACCCUAACCUCCGGCAACCACUGAUCUGUUCUCUGUCUCUAUAGCUUUGUCUUUUUGAGGACGUCAUAUAAAUGGAAUUUUACAGUAAGUAACCUCUUGCAUUGAAGGAUUUUGAGCUGAGGAGUGACAUGGUUAAAUAGUUAAGGCUAUUUCAGGAAGAUCACUUUGGCAUCUGCGUGAAGGAUGGAUUAGAGGCGGAUAAAACUAGAAGCCAGGAGACCAGCUGCAAGUCCUAGAGAUUCCAUUCCUUUGGCACAUAUGGUGCAUAUUCAUUAAAAGGCUGAUUGGAGUUAAUGAAACAGCCGUGGGAAGAAAAUGACACAAAAAUAGGUUAUGUUUACAUAUCUAUGAUGCUUUCAUAUACUUUAGAAUGAUUACCUGAAGGAUAUAAUAUUAAACACACACAAAAAGUAGGCUACAAAAGAGCACAUACAGUAUAAUUCAAUAUAGACUAUCAUAAAGAAAGAAAUUAUCAUCUCUAAUCCCACCACUCAGCAAUAACAAAGUAAGACCUUGGUGUAUAUUUAUACAGUUUCCAGACAUUUUUCUAUGAAUCCGUAUAUGUGUCUUAAAAAAAAAAAGUCCUAUUUCUCCCCUCUUGCUUCCCCUCCCCCACCCUGAUGCCAUAAGAAUAGUAGGAUAUGUAUAGUUCAUUUGUUCCUUUGUAUUACUUGGUACAUGAGUCCCUGGGUGGCGCAAACAGUUAUGUGCUCGACUACUAGCCAGAAGGUUGGCUGUUGGAACCCACCCAGAGGCAGAGCAGAAGACAGGCCUGGCGAUCUGCUUCUGAAAGAUCACAGCCUUGAAAAACUUAUGGAGCAAUUCUACUCUGCACACAUGGGAUCGCCAUGAGUCAGACGGCAGCUGUCAGCAGCAACAAAAACUACUUGGUAUAGUUGUGGGCAUGUAGUAGACACUCAACAAAAUUUAACCAGUUAUUAUUUCUAUGUUACUGAGCAGAGAAUUGAGAUAGAGUGAUUAAAUAACUUAGUGAGGAUCACAUAGCUAAUUACAGGCAAAUCAGAGAGUGGAAUCCAGAACUCCUAUCCCUAGACCAGAGCUAUUUCGGUAACUUUGUGUUGUGAAAAUGUUCAAACAUAGGUAAAAGAGAAUAAUAUCAUGAAUCCCCAAGUACCACCACCUAGCUUCAACAGUUAUCAUCAUUUUGCCAAUCUUAUUUCAUCUAGCCUCCAAUCACUCUCACUUUUUCUUUUCAUCUGGCUGGAGGAUUUUUUUUUUCUUUUUAUUGUGCUGUAGGUGAAAAUUUACAGCUGAAGUUAGUUUCUCAUACAAAAAUUUAUACACACACUGCUAUGUGACCCUAGUUGCUAUCCCUGUAAUGUGACAGCACACUCCUCCUUUUCAUCCCAGAUUUUGUGAUUGAAGUUUUGCAGUAUCUUGUAGAUUCUAGAGAUUAGACCCUGAUCAGAUUUGUCUUAGCCAAAAUUUUUUUCCCGGUCUGUAAGUUGUCUUUUUACUCUUUGAAGAAGUCUUUUGAUGAGUAUGAGUGUUUGAUAUUUAGGAGCUCCCAGUUAUCUAGUUUCUCUUCUGGAGUUUUGUGCAUUGUUAGUUAUGUUUUGUAUUCUGUUUAUGCCAUGUAUUAGGGCUCCUAGCAUUGUCCCUAUUUUUUCUUCCAUAACUUUUGUAGUUUUAGAUUUUGUAUUUAGGUCUUUGAUCCAUUUCGAGUUAGUUUUUGUGCAUGGUGUGCGGUAUGGGUCUUGUUUCAUUUUUUUGGUAGAUGGAUAUCCAGUUAUGCCAGCACCAUUUGUUAAAGAAACUGUCUUUUCCCCAUUUGACGGACUUUGGGCCUUUGUCAAAUGUCAGCUGCUCAUAGGUGGAUGAAUUUACAUCUGGAUUCUCAACUCUGUUCCUUUUGUCUAUGUAUCUGUUGUUGUACAAGUACCAGGCUGUUUUGACUACCAUGGGAGUAUAAUAGAUUCUAAAAUAAGGUAGUAUGAAGCUUCUCACUUUGUUCUUCUUCUUCAGUAAUGCUUUACAUAUCCUGGGCCUCUUUCCAUAUGAAGUUUUUCUCCAUCUCAUUAAAAAAUGUCAUUGGAAUUUGGAUAAGGAUUGCAUUGUAUCUGUAGAUUACUUUGAGUAGAAUUGACAUUUUCACAAUGUUGAGUCUUCCUAUCCAUGAGCAUGGUAUGUUUUUCCACUUAUGUAGGUCUCUUCUGGUUUCUCACAGUAGCGUCUUGUAGUUUUCUUUGUAUAGGUCUUUUACAACUCUGGUUAGAUUUAUUCCUAAGUAUUUCACCUUCUUGGAGGUUAUUGUGGGUGGUAUUCAUUUGGUGAUUUCCUCUUUCAAGUUCUCUUUGUUGGUAUAGAGGAAUUCAAGUGAUUUUUGUAUGUUUAUCUUGUAUCCUGAUACUUUAUUGAAAUCUUCUAUUAGUUCCAGUAGCUUCCUUGUGGAUUCUUUGGGGUUUUCUGUGUAUAAGAUCAUAUCAUCUGCAAAUAGGGAUAUUUUUUACUUCUUUCUUACCAAUUUGGAUGCCCUUUAUUUCUUUUUCUUAGCCUAAUUGCUCUGGCUAGGACCUUGCUGGAGGAUUUUAAAGACAAUUUCACAGUAAUUACUUUGCUCUGCCUCUGUAACUGAUGAAGACUUUUUUAAAAUACUUUUUUUGUUGAGAAUAUACACAGCAGAAUGUAUGCCACUUCAACAAUUUUUACAUGUACAAUUCAGUGACAUUGAUUACAUUCUUUGAAUUGUGCAUUCAUUCUCACCCUCCUUUUCUGAGUUGUUCCUCCUCUGGUAAAUAAACUCACUGCCCCUAUUUCAUCUUUCGAGUUGCUGUUGUCAAUUUCGUCAUAUUGGUGUGUGUAUAUAUAUAUAUAUAUAUAUAUAUCCUAAAAGAGCAUAAUGCUCAAGGCAGACAUUCUUCACUAGUUAAGCUAAACUAUUAUUUGAUUUUAAGAAGACUUCAGGGGAUAUUUUUUGUUUAUGGUUUAAAGAUUAUCUCAGGGCAAUAGUUUGGGGGUUCAUCCAGCCUCAGUGGCUCCAGAAUGUUUAGAUUCCAUAAGAAGUUGAAAUUCUGUUGUGCAUUUUCCUCCUUUUGAUCAAGAUUCUUCUAUAGAGUCUUUGAUCAAAAUGUUCAGUAAUGGUAGCCAGACACCAUCCAGUUCUUCUGGUUUCAUGACAAAUAAGGCAGAGACAAUUAGCUAUGCAUUCCAUUUCCUGCUAUUCCUGACUCUCCUUCUUCCUUUGUUGCUCCAGGUGAAUACAGACCUAUUAUUGUACCUUGGAUGACUGUUUGCAAGCUUUUAAGACCCCAGGCACUAUGCGAUGAACUAGGAGGCAGAACAGGAGCACUAAACACAUUAUUAGGCCAAUUACUGGGUUGUCCCAUGACACCAUGACUCUAAACCUCCAAACCAAGGAACCAAAUUCCAUGAGGUGUUUGAUUGUACAUAAGCAGCCUCUGUAUUACUCUCUCUCUCUCUUUUUGUCAUUGUUGUAAAUAUAUCUAUCACAGAACUUCUGCCAAUUCAACUUUUUACAGGUGUACAACUUAUUGACAGCAAUUACAUUAAUUGGCUAUGCAACUCUUACCCUUAAUCAAUGCAAUUUUCCAGCACUGUAAACCAAAACUCAGUACUCCAUAAGCAAUAACCACCUCCCCCCCGCCCCUGAUAACCACUAAGAAACUUCUGUCUCUUAAACAUUUGUCUGUUCUUGUCUUUUUAUAUAAGUGAGGUCAUACAACAUUUGUCCUUUUGUGACUGACCUACUCAGAAUAAUGCCUUCAAGUUCCACCAUAUUGUAUCAUGUUUCAAGACUUCAUUUCUCUUAUUGGUGCAGUAGUAUUCCAUUGUAUGUAUAGAUGACAUUUUGUUUAUCCAUUCUUCCAUUGAUGGAUACUUGUUUCCAUCUUUGGCUAUUGUGAAUAGUGCUGCAAUGAACAUUGGUGUAAGUAUCUGAGUCUCUGCUUUCAAAUCUUUUCAGUAUGUACCUAGGAGUGGAAUUGCUGAGUCAUAUAGUAGUUCUAUUUUUAGUUUUUUGAGUAAUUGCCACACUGUUUUCCACAAUGGCUGUACCAUUUUGCAUUCCCAUCAGCAGUGGAUAAGGGUUCAAAUUUACCUACAUCCUUGCCAGUGUUUAUUUUCUGUUUUUUCUUUUUAACCUUAGCCAUCCUAGUGGAAGUGAAAUGGUAUCUCAUUGCAGUUUUGAUUUGCAUCUCUCUGAUGGUGAAUGACACCGAGCAUCUUUUCAUCUGUUUGGUGGUCAUUUGAAUGUCCUCUUUGGUGAAAUGUCUAUUCAAGUCCUUUGUUUAUUUUAUGAUUGGAUUAUUUGUCUCUGUUGUUAAGUUGUCAAAGUUUUAUGUAUAUUUUAGUUAUUAGAUUCUUAUCGGAUAUAUGGUUUCCAAAGAUAGUCUCACAGUAGAUAGCUUGCUUUUUACUUUUUUGGUAAAGUCAUUUGAUUAACAAAAGUUUUUAAUUUUAUGAGGUCCCAUUUAUUUAUUUUGUCUUUUGCCAUUUGUGCUUCUGUUAUUAUGUUGGAUAAUCUAUUAUUACUACUUUGGCCUAACAGUGUUUCCCCUGCAUUUUGUUCUAGGAAUGUUAUGGUUUUAGUUUUCACAUUUAGGUCUUUAAUCCAUUUUGAAUUUUUUUGUGUGUGUAUGGUGUGGGGCAUGUAUCCUGUUUUAUUUUUCUGCAUGUGGAAAUAUAAUUUUCCCAACACCAUUUUUUGAAGAGAUUCUUCUUUCCCCAUCAAAUGAAUUUUGCACCCUUGGCAAAAAUCAGUUGACCAUAGAUGUGUGGGUUUAUUUCUGGACCCUAAUUCUAUUCUAUUGGUCUAUGUGUCCACUGUUUUACUAGUACCAAACCCAAAAAACCAAACCCACUGCCACUGAGUCAAUUCCGACUCGUAGCAACCCUAUAGGACAGAGAACUGCCCCAUAGAGUUUCCAAGGAGCAUCUGGCAGAUUCGAAUUGUCAACCUUUUGGUUAGCAGCCACAGCACUUAACAACUACACCACCAGGGUUUCCAUACUAGUACCAGGCUGUUUUAAUUACUGUAGCUAUGUAGUAUGUUUUAAAAUCAGGAAGUAUGUAGAUGUGGUUCCUUAGUCCUUUGGACUAAUCUUCCCUUGUGUCUUUAGUUUUCUUCGUUCUUCCUUCCCUCCGAAGGAGUGAGACCAGUGGAAUGUCCUGGAUGGCUGCUCACAGGCUUUUAAGACCCCAGAUGCUACUCACCAAAGUAGAAUGUAGAACAUUU